CAUAGACGGUAAUCAUAAGCUUAUUAGGUGGCGAAUGGUUCUCCAUCAUGCCGUCGACGGCUUCAGUCGCCUCACUGUUUUUUUCCCGCUGUUCAGCAAAUAACAGGGCUGCAACCGUGCUAUCUCUAUACCAAGAUGCAAUACGACAAUACGGACGUCCGUUCAGAGUGAGAACGGAUCAUGGGGGGGAAAAUGUCGCUGUCUGGAACGACAUGGUAAAUGCCUGGGGCGAAGAAGCCAGACCCGUUGUCGUCGGCAGCUCCGUACAUAACCAGCGCAUCGAGCGCCACAAUCGAGCUGUUAACGAGCAAGUGUUUAAUGGAUUCAAACAAGAAUUUUAUGACCUAGAGAGGGAAGGAAUUUUGGAUCCUUUAAACGAGACAGACAUGUUUUGUCUACAGUACAUAUACCUGCCAAGAAUAAACAGGAGACUGACAGAAUUCACUGAUGCUCAUAACAAUCAUGCCGUGUCAACAGAGAGGAACAAUUUCCCGGCUCAGUUGUUUUGGUUAAAUCUCCAUCUUACUGCCUUCAGAGGAGGCAGGUCUUCUGACGAUGCUUGGCGUGGUAUGAACGUCCGAGAUUUGAUGUCAAGUCAAACUCUUCCACACGUGCAAGUUCCUGAUACAAGUAAUCCUCUUAGCAACGAAUCUUACCUCCGACUGCAGCGUAAUGUGGACCCUCUCUCCUCGGCCAGCGGCAAAGAACUAUACCGCUGUGCCUUGCAAAUGGUGGGAGAAAUGAUGCAACAACAAGACAGCAAUGACUAAACGUGAUUUAGAUAACAAUUUAUUUUACUGUACAUUUUUAUUCUGGGUUGUAACAGAGCAAACCCGAGGUGACCAUUAGUCAAAGCUCGUAACAUUAACUUCACUAUACCUGGAAACCGAACGCCAUCAAGGGCACGUGUUUGGUGUUUCUGAGACUUAGCAGGGGGUGGGAGAGGGGAAAAAGUCUCCCCUAUUAAUGGUUACGUCUAAUGUCCCUAGUUAAAGAAUUCGCGUCCCUCCCUCCCUCCCCCUCACAGCCCUCUGGGCUCAAUAGCAUUAAAAAGCGGCAAUUUUCUAUAAUAAAGCUUAAUUUCAGGUGCCGUAAAAACAGCUCCGCAAAACUGACACUUGUCACAAGAAUGAACUCAACAUAGUAAAUUCAUAACAGUGAUACAACAAUUAACUGCAAUUAUUACGUAUAUCAAAAUAUUAUUUCAAAUUUAAACGCGCACAUUUCUUGUUGAUUAAUAAAAAUAAUAUAACCAAAGUGUACUGUUCAAGCGUAUCCAAAGCAUGGGGAAUUUUUAAUCGCAAAAUCCAUCUUUCGUUUGAAUUCUUCAUACUCUGAAUAGCAGACAGGAAUCCUAAUAGUAUUGGCGCACGUAUUGGCCAUUGCAAAGGGCUCAUCAUCUAAGAACGUUAUGGUGGUGGGUUGAUCAAAUCCCAGUGGUGGUGGUCUGCUUGCCCCAGUCACGAAUACCAGCACUUCUUCGAUGGAAGCUUCCGCGUCGUUAGCUGCAGGAAAGUGAUUCAUUAGAAGGGAUUGUAUAUUGUUCGUUAAUAACAGAAUGGGGAAAUUGUCAAGGAAACAACUUUUCCGGGGCUUAGUAUUCCCCUGUGUAAGUCUUUUAGGUAUGUGUCGCCCCAAAGGGUAUGGGCUUUUGAACCGUUUUGGUCUGAAGACGGAUAUAAAUUUAGACCAUUAUGGUCUCAACGUUCAACGGAACGAGAGCGAACUAGUGCUCACUAGUGUAACUGCAAACAUAUCUCUUUACUUAGGCUAAGUAAGGAGAAAGAAUGCAUAAUUUGUAGUAAUAAUUUAAUUUAGGUGUAUUGCAACGUUGCAAGCAAUUUACUAUAUUGUAUG
This is a messenger RNA of Orbicella faveolata, 1857 nucleotides long. RefSeq lists its product as uncharacterized. NCBI's taxonomy places the organism in Eukaryota, Metazoa, Cnidaria, Anthozoa, Scleractinia, Merulinidae. The record is from RefSeq and is a predicted model, not a curated record.